This is a messenger RNA of Diplodia corticola, 2139 nucleotides long. Its product is annotated as peptidase s41 family protein. The record is from RefSeq and is a predicted model, not a curated record. Gene Ontology annotation, biological process: proteolysis. Lineage: Eukaryota; Fungi; Ascomycota; Dothideomycetes; Botryosphaeriales; Botryosphaeriaceae. The transcript is spliced from 3 exons. Bases 1 to 2139 code for a protein of 712 amino acids. Gene Ontology annotation, molecular function: serine-type peptidase activity.
AUGGUCCACGCAGCUGCUAUCUCCGCCGCGAUGCUGUCAGCAGCGUCGCUCGCGCCCCGAGCCUUCAACACGACCACGACAACAUCCGGAGACGCAUGUGCUCAGUUGAGCCAGCUCCUCGAUCAACAUCCAGGUGCCAAACUUGUCCGCGCGUCUGAGGGUUACUCGUGCCUGAAGGCUGUGCCGGUGGAUGUCAAGGGCGAUGCUCAGCUGGUCUCGGAGAUCUACAACAUUCUGACAUGGCAUUCACCACUGGCCUAUCUGAAAGACCCGCCCGAGGGUUACCCCAAUCCGCCUGUGGACCUUCUCGCGGGUCUGGAGGACAUUCAAAGAAAAAUCGUCGACAACGAAUAUGAGAGCGAGUACGACGUGCAGAAUGACAUCACUGUCCUGCUCAGCAAAGGAUAUGACGGUCACCUCGCCUGGAUUCCUGACAUCUCGAGCGUCAUCAGUUUCAACCGGUUAAACGCGCAGGCUGAUCUCGUCUCACUGUCCUUGGAUGGCAAGUCACUUCCAAAGGUCUACCUGAAGAGGGACAUCGAUGCCGUGUACCACGGUGCCAACUUCACCCCUUCGGCGUUGCACACCAUCGACAACCAGACGGCUUACGAUUACCUCGUUUCCUUCGCCGAGGACGACUUCAGCUGCCACGACCCCGACGCACGCUACCAGGACCUGUUCUACAACCCCGCCGGCGUGUCUCAAACUGGCUCUAGCAGUUCCUUCUUCACCGGUGCCAACAAGUACGUGGGCGACAAGACGAUCCUCGGCCACGAAAACGGCACCAAGACGGCCAUCAACAACUACGCCUUCGUCCCCCAGAACCUCAGCGGCAUCACCAGCGGCUCCGACCUGUUCGAAGCCUUCCUGACCGGCCCUUCGCCCACCCCGACCAGCACCGCCACCGACACCGACACGAGCACGUCGUCCACCUCGGCGACGCCCAUCCCGACCGCCUACAACUACCCCUACCCGGUCAACAAAGCCUCGGACAACACCGUCUCGGGCUAUUUCCUCAACGGCACCGCCCACCGCGACGUCGCCGUCCUCAGCAGCCCCAGCUUCGAGGCCUCCAACCUCACCGAGUUCCAAACCACCGUCCGCCACUUCCUGGCCGCCGCCACCGCCGCCAACAAGACGCGCCUCAUCAUCGACCUGCGCCACAACGGCGGCGGCCUCGUCAACCUCGGCUACGACCUCUUCAAGCAGCUCUUCCCGCAACAGGACCCCUUCGGCGCCACGCGCGUGCGCGCCGUCCCCGCCAUCGACGCCAUGGGCCUCGUCACCUCCGCCUGGGCCGACGCCCACGCCGCCAACGAAUCCGCCGUCGAGUCCGCCCUCCUCGACCUCGACUCCACCACCAUCGACGAGUUCUGGUACCGCAAGCGCCUCGACGCCGCCGGCCGCGACUUCGCCUCGUGGCCCGCCCUCUUCGGCCCCGACGCCACGCUCGCCCAAACCGACAACUUCACCCACCUCCUCCGCAAGAACUGGUCCGACGUCGAGUGGACCGGCGCCAUCGCCGGCUACGGCGCCCUCGCCGCCCCCGUCACCCCGCCCCAGCCGUUCGCCGAGUCCGACGUCGUGCUCCUCCAGGACGGCUACUGCGCCAGCACCUGCGCCGUCUUCUCCGAGCUCGUCAGGGCGCAGGCGCCGCGCGUGCGCAGCGUCGUGCUGGGCGGCCGCCCCCGCACGGGGCCCGCCGUCGCCGUCGGCGGGACCAAGGGCGCGGAGACGCUGAACUUCGGGCAGGUGGUGGAGAAGGCGGAGCAGGUGGUGGCGCUGGCGGCGGAGGUGGGCGACGGGAAGGAGGAAGAGAGGAGGCAGAUGCUGGAGGAGGCGGGCGUGGUGGCGCUGACGGAGACGGACGUCUUGUUCAAGCGGGUGCAGAGGGAUAGCGAGACGGGCGCCGCGAAGGCGCAGAUUAACUACAGGGAUAACUAUCGCUGGGGCAGCGGCGAGGGGACGGGCCUGCCGUUGCAGUUUGUCGCCGAUUAUGCGGAUUGCAGGUUGUGGUACACGCCGCGGAUGCUGUAUGAUGUCGUCGCGGUGUGGGAGACUGUCGGGAAGGCUGUGUGGGGUGGAGGUGACGAUCUUUGUGUCGAGGGGUCGACGGGAUAUGGUACGGCUUCGAGGUGA